GUGGGAUGCUUAGACUCGUGGCCCACGACAUCGUGGCCAGGCGAGUGGUGUCCCCCUGCUUCCCAGCUGCCAGCUGAGUGCCUCCGUGCCCGAGAAGAGAGAAAGAGGCGGAAGAGGAAACAUGAGCGUGCUGUUGCUUCUACUGAGCGGCAUUCUGUUUGCUUUUCUGUUUGUCUUCUGGAAAAGCCGCUUUCAGAGCAGCGUUGGUGAAAUGUCAUCAAAUUCAACUUCUCUUGCACUAGUAAGACCAACCUCUUCUACUGGGUCAACUAAGAGCGAUACUGAUAAGAGUCUUUCAGUCAUCAGCCUCUCUCGGGAUAUCUUAAUUAAUUCCCCACACACCAUAACCAUACAGAAGCGAAUACUGGUAAACCUCGGGAUCGUGGAAUACAAGCUGGCUGAACUGGAACAUUUCCUAGUUAUCAAGGGUUUAAAUGGUGCAUUAAUUAACUGGAAAUCUGACAAGCUUAGAGAAUGUAAUGACAACGGAGGCAAUCAUUAAAGGCACUUUGAGUGAA
Molecule: messenger RNA, 518 nt
Organism: Callorhinus ursinus (northern fur seal)
Lineage: Eukaryota; Metazoa; Chordata; Mammalia; Carnivora; Otariidae
Gene: CT83
Product: cancer/testis antigen 83
Source: RefSeq, a predicted model, not a curated record